Messenger RNA from Guillardia theta CCMP2712, 1637 nucleotides. RefSeq lists its product as hypothetical. Bases 126 to 1637 code for a protein of 503 amino acids. The transcript is spliced from 12 exons. Gene Ontology annotation, molecular function: calcium ion binding; calcium:proton antiporter activity. NCBI's taxonomy places the organism in Eukaryota, Cryptophyceae, Pyrenomonadales, Geminigeraceae. Gene Ontology annotation, biological process: calcium ion transmembrane transport; intracellular calcium ion homeostasis. Gene Ontology annotation, cellular component: membrane. The record is from RefSeq and is a predicted model, not a curated record.
AUCGCAGCAGGAUACAAGAGCGACUUAAGAGGACCAAGAGCGUGCAUGCGGCUGAGGUGUGUGAAGAGACUUACGGGCUGUUUCCCUGCUCCUCCUCUCUUCCUGGCUCGAUCUUCCUCUGUCUCAUGUAUGGAGCGCUGCUGUUGAAGGGAGCAAACCUGAUCAGCGAUGGCUCGGAGCUCUUGCUGGAGGUUCUGGACCCAGGACUGAUCGGAGGCCUUCUCCUCCCUGUGCUGGGAGCGCUGCCAGACUCUGCAAUGAUCGUGAUGAGUGGUCUCGGAGGAACUAGGGAGCAAGCGAAGGAGCAGGUGUCAGUCGGUAUCGGAACCUUGGCAGGAAGCACCAUCAUGCUCCUCUCCAUCGCCUGGGGAGGAUCGCUGUGGGUAGGACGGUGUGACAUCCAGGAUGGGAUGGCGAUCGAUCGCAGGCUCACCCGCAGCUUCGACCUGACCAACACGGGCGUGACAACGGACGAGAGCACGAAGCUGAACGCCUACAUCAUGAUGGCCUCCGCCCUGCUCUACCUGACACCUCAGAUCCCCACCUUCAUGGGGGAGGCUCACGACCCGUCCGCCGCUGGGCUCGGAGGAAUCCUUUGUAUCGUUGCGCUGGCAGCGUAUUGUGCGUUCCAGGUCUUGUGGCCUGAGCUGCAGAAGAAGAAGAAGGAGGCGGCGCACAAGAAGUUCUUGAAGCACAGCGCCAUCAUCCUUGCAAGUGAGUUCGCCAAGAACGCAGGGACUAUCCUUGUUGCUGAAAACGGAGAGCUGCGUGAUGACGCGCUAAAGUGUCUCUUUGACAAGUAUGACACGGACAGGAGCGGGACGAUAGAGAGAGACGAGCUGAGGAAGAUGAUGAUGAUUCUGUCUCAGUCCGCCAGCACUCAAACAUCGAUAGGAGAGAUCGACGGAGAUCUCGAGUACCUGAUGCAGGAGCUGGAUGCCGACGGUGAUGGGCAGAUCACGUUUGAUGAGAUGAGAGGAGGGCUACGGAGGUGGCUAAGGGACCUCGAGAAGGAAAGGAAGUCACAGGGAGGGUUGCAUGGAAGCAUUGAAAGCACCCCUUUGCUCGUUGCGGGCGCAGACCAAGAAGAAGCAGAAGAAAGCGACGAUGAGGAGGAAGGAGAGGAGGCUCUCACGCCACGUCAGAUUUACAUGAACUCAGCCAAGCUGAUGAUAGGAGGAACAUUUCUUGUUGCCCUCUUCUCUGACCCGAUGGUGGAUGCUGUGUCCUCGGUGCGUGGCCGGGUUGAGGAGGAGACAAGCCACAUCCCUGCUUUCUUCGUCUCUUUCUUAGUGACUCCAUUUGCCUCGAAUGCGUCAGAGCUUGUUAGCAGCCUGCAGUUUGCCAAGAAGAAGAAGAAGAAGAACAUAUCCCUCACUUACAGCCAGGUCUACGGGGCAGUCACCAUGAACAACACCAUGUGCUUGGGCCUCUUCCUCCUGGUCGUCUGGUAUCGCAACCUUGACUGGAACUUCUCCUCGGAGGUGGUUACUACCAUGAGCAUGAUCUUUGCCCUCGGCGUCGUGGCCUGCACGCGAGUUACCUUCCCUCUCUACAUGGCUUUCUUCUCCCUCUCCCUCUACCCCAUCGCCCUUGCGCUGGUCUACUUCCUCGACUACGUCGUCGGGUGGCAGUAA